UGGGACUACAAAUAUCUGGGCGUUUCCAUGGUGACGUCACGUGAGCUGACUGACACGUACUGUUUUGGUUUAGAAAAAAGGAAAAAAAGAAAAAGUGAAGCCGGAAGAAGAAAGACAGACAAACAGAAAGCUCGGAGCUCAGGAGGGCUAAAGACAGUUCACCACAUUCAAGAGUCUCUUUGGGUUUCUAUCCCUGGUUCCAUCAUGAACGUGUUUGACCGCAACAUCAACUUUGAUGCUCUCUUCAAGUUCUCUCAGAUAUCUCAUUCCACACAGGUGCACUUGAAGAAUGUGUACUCCAGCCUGGCUGUUUGUAUGUUUGUGGCUGCAGCCGGCUCCUACGUCCAUGUGGUCACACGCCUCUUUCAGGGCGGCAUACUGUCAGUGCUCGCGUCCCUGGGGAUGAUGUUUUGGCUCGCCAUGACACCCCACAACUCCGAGACGGAGAAGAAGAGACUCGCCAUCCUCGCAGGAUUUGCCUUCUUCACAGGCGUCGGCCUCGGCCCCACACUGGACUUUGUCAUCGCUAUCAAUCCAAGCAUCAUUGUGACGGCCUUCAUGGGAACCUCUAUGAUCUUCAUCUGCUUCACUCUCAGCGCUCUCUAUGCCAAACGCAGGAGCUACCUGUUCCUGGGAGGCACACUGAUGUCCGGUCUCUCCCUGCUCUUCCUGAUGUCCGUGAUGAACAUGUUCGUUGGCUCUGUGAUGCUGUUUAAGGCACACAUGUACCUGGGGCUGCUCAUCAUGUGCGGCUUCGUCCUGUUUGACACUCAGCUCAUCAUUGAAAAGGCAGAAAACGGAGACAAGGAUUACGUCUGGCACUGUGUGGACUUGUUCCUUGAUUUCGUCACCAUCUUCAGGAAACUGAUGGUCAUCCUUGCCAUGAAUGAUAAGGACAAGAAGAAAGAAAAGAAGUAAAGCAAAGUGUGAGGAGAGUCUAAACUAAUCUGUGAGAUAAAGGCACAAUCUGCGCUGCACUUGGUGCUUUUCACUUUCUGUCUUCAUUUAUUGAAUUAACUUCCUCUGUGGUCUUAUAUUACUGAGAAAAAAAAUCUUUGUUUUUUUCUGCUUUUAUUUUUUCAAACUUACAACAAAGAGGUUGAAUGUAAGUUUUACUGGUAAUCUAAUGCUAGUCCCAUUAAGGCUGUGAAUGGAUAGAGCAAUGCUGCAGUGAACCUGUUCGGCCUGUAGAGGGGAGCGUUGCUUCAUAACGCCUCCCUGAAGCUGAGCAGCACUUAAAGAAGGUUUUCAUAUUUACUGUUAUUUAGUGCCAUACAUUAAGAACAUGGUAGGCUCCUUUUUUUUUCUUUUUUUUUAGUGUGAGCUUCUGAGGCUGAUCGUUGGUUAAUUUGAGUUUCGUGAUUUCAGCUUAUUUAUAGUUUCCCUCAGUUCCCUUUGGUGGAGUGUCACGAGACGUGCUGUCCCAUGAUUUUGACAACAGAUCCCCCUCUCUCUCCCCGCUGAACGAAAUCUCCCUGUAAUCGUUUUUGUUCCUACACAUUGAGUAAGAGCGGUGACGCCUGUCAUACCCAUAAUGAACACUAACUCCAUCGCUAGUUUGAGGAGGGAGAGUCGAGCCAUCAGUCCACAUUUUCAACGUGGGAUUAAAAACACACGGGCGACUUCCUCACACCUCUCUCUGUGUACAUUUCUCAAAAUAUCUGUUGUCUAGAAAUUAGUUUGCCAAACGAUAUGAUGUUAACCUUAUACAUUUUUUUGAAGGUGUAUACUGUGAAAAAUUUAUUUUAUUGAUGUAAAAUUGAAACUAAUAAUUUGAUACAUUUGCUCAAAUAAAUGUGUUGAAGGUA
Labrus mixtus (cuckoo wrasse) is the source of this 1808-nucleotide messenger RNA. It is a transcript of the gene tmbim6, whose product is annotated as testis enhanced gene transcript (BAX inhibitor 1). Lineage: Eukaryota; Metazoa; Chordata; Actinopteri; Labriformes; Labridae. The coding region runs from base 28 to 918 and encodes 296 amino acids. Gene Ontology annotation, molecular function: enzyme binding. Gene Ontology annotation, biological process: negative regulation of RNA splicing; negative regulation of endoribonuclease activity; negative regulation of apoptotic signaling pathway. The record is from RefSeq and is a predicted model, not a curated record. Gene Ontology annotation, cellular component: mitochondrial membrane. The transcript is spliced from 10 exons.